Molecule: messenger RNA, 1946 nt
Organism: Perca fluviatilis (European perch)
Lineage: Eukaryota; Metazoa; Chordata; Actinopteri; Perciformes; Percidae
Product: glycogen synthase kinase binding protein
Exons: 1
Coding region: 33-752 (239 amino acids)
Cellular component (GO): cytoplasm
Source: RefSeq, a predicted model, not a curated record
UUUGAAAAACACCCCUCUCACUCGCAAGGGACAUGGUACAUUCCACGACGCGUCACCCAUUGUUUACAAAUGAACUCGGAUGGCUUGUUGGUUUACUGCUGAGCGGCGUGGUGAGAGCGAGGAGCAGCAGCAGCAGCCCGGCGGCUCUCAGUCAUACCGAGAACAAAAACACUGAAAAAGCCCACUCACAGAAACUCGACAACGUAUCCGCCAUUAUGCCGUGUCGGAAGGAGAACUACAUCUUUCUGGAGCAGUCCGUUACGGUCGGCUCCAAAGAAGUGGACGCGCUGGUUACGAAGAUCGGCGAGGCGCUGCAGCUCCACAACAAUAGCGGCGGCCACCAGAAGACGUCGGUGUCCGUGUCCAUGUCCUGCCUACACGGGCUCACCGGCGGCGGCGGCGGCUCCGGCGUGGUCAAACCGGCAGCCAUAAUCGGCGGCAACGCCGGGGGAGCUCCAUCGCAAAAACAGAAACACCACGGCUGCUGCAUGCGGCUCCGGAACCGGGGACACCGGGGGAGCAGCAGGGCAAGCCCCUAUAACAUCCCCGGAUCUAACAGCGACCAGGACUGGGACCAAAAAAUCAAACCGUGGAACAAAAAGAGGAUCAACGUGGAGGAGGACGAUCCGCACCGACUGCUGCAGGACUUAAUUUUGUCGGGGAACCUGAUUAAAGAGGCUGUGAGAAGGCUGCAGUUCUCCGGCGCAGACUGUGGAGAUUUCCCCAAGACGGCGGACAGUGUGCCGUGCUGAGAACCGGUGUGUCUCCCCCCUUUUCCCCUGGAUGGACACAACAAAACUGAGACUGUUUAGAAUUAAAUUUCACAGGACUGUUUUUUUUUUAUUUACAGGACUGGUAGCUAUGUCUUUUUAAUUUCAUGAAUUUUUCAAUAAUUAGCAGUGAGCCUAGCUAGCUUACUUUAGCUCGCUAGCCACCCGGCUAAUGAGCCGUGUUGUUUAUGUUUGAAUGUCUCCUUGUGGGUCAGACGACCGGGGGUAGCAGUGGAGCUCUGAUCCGCCAGAAACUCAUUUUUUACCGGCCUUUUCUUAAGAAAUGACCAUUAUUUCACCCUUUUUAACGACUGAUGUUGUCAUCCUGUGAUGUGAUUUAAAAAAACACAGCUCACACGGAGGAUUUUUGUGUCUCCUGUGAUUCCUGAACAAUGUGUUUUUUUUGUUUUUUUGAUGAAUGGUUGAGUCACAGUGAACAGUAACAGGAAGUCAAAGCCUAUUCAUUUUUUUUUGUUUUUUUUUUAACCACUGCAUCCUGGAAUUUCGUCCAUGUGUUUCAGGGGUUUGGGAGGAAGGUUUGCCAUUCCCAUGCUGUGACAACAGACCGUUUUUAUAAUGUGAGAUGUGGGGGUUUAGUAGUCCAUUUUGUUUACUAUCUAAUGCUGGCUGUUAAUGGCUGUAGUCCCCUCCUCCUCCUUUAUUAUUCUCAUUUCAGGUUCUUCAGUGGGUUGUCCUUUAACUGACCUGGGAGCAGCUCAGGAAUGUGGGUUUAUUUUCCAAAAAAAAGCUGAUGUUACAGGACAACACACUGCACCUCUUGUCAAUGGCAGCUCUUCUAAAUAGUUUUUUUCUUCUCAAGGGCGUCUAACAUUUGCAGGAGAAGGGGGGGGGGGGUGCAUGGGGAAAGAAGAGCAAACAUGCCUGUUUCCCACAGGGCUUUGGGUGAUGUGUAACUGUUUGUAAUGGUUUUUUUCGGGGGGGGUGGGAGAAAAGGUUGGCCGUAACAUGGCAAUACUUUUUGUGGUGCUUUCACAUUUUUGGAACUACUACGGAGAGUUCUGUUUUUUUUUUUUUUUGUAUUCAUUUCUUCUGUGUAAAGAAAAGACAAUUGCCACUCCUGCUUCGUAACGAAGUAUCUAAUGAUGUUCCUGAGUAUUCAGGGUGUUUUUUUUGUUGUUGUUGAUGUCUUAAUAAACUUCUGUUUUUCCAAACUUC